Molecule: messenger RNA, 10653 nt
Organism: Babesia bovis T2Bo
Lineage: Eukaryota; Apicomplexa; Aconoidasida; Piroplasmida; Babesiidae
Product: phosphatidylinositol 3- and 4-kinase family protein
Exons: 2
Coding region: 307-10629 (3440 amino acids)
Biological process (GO): telomere maintenance; DNA damage checkpoint signaling; protein phosphorylation
Cellular component (GO): nucleus
Molecular function (GO): protein binding; protein serine/threonine kinase activity
Source: RefSeq, a predicted model, not a curated record
UACUAAAUAAAUAUAUCCCGUAUCGUUUCUUGAGUAUAUAUCCAUCAUACUGUGUACCGAGUGUUUGCAAGUGGUACACAUUCAAGGUUGUAUGUUACCGUAUAAGUCAUGAAUGAAUCGUUUAUCUCAUUGAUAGCUUACACCUUUGAACAUGUACAUCCCAGAAAAGGCUGUCUAUUGUGUUAGGAUGAAUAAAUGGGCCUUUACUUCUCUAAAACUUUACUCUAGAGUAAACUUGGACUCCUAAAAUGCUAUUCAGAGGUCAAAUGAAAACCACUGAAUGUGUGUUGAGGUGCUGUUUUAUUAAUGGCUGAAUGGUUACUUGAGGGUAUAACCCUGCUGCAACAGCAGCUACAGCGUUUUGGGCUGCGUAACUUCGGCUACAUGCUUCUAGAGAAUUCCUCGAAGCCCGAUGGCAGCCUGUUAUCGCGAUUAAAGCAGAGUUGUGAGGUAUCCUCCAAAGAUGAAUGCCCGCAGCCCUCUGUUGUAGACUCCUGUAAUACUCCUGGAGACCCUCAGUCCCACGAUGGGAGGUGUAUUAGUUUACUGCACCUACAGGAUACUGCCUAUUUGUCGACCAAUGCGUACUACCCACUGCAUGGCAAACUCAGGAAAAUCGAAAGCCGGUGGAACGGUUGCACAUCCUAUAAACGGAUGUUGAAAACAAUUUCCAAACUAGAGUCAUUGGAAUGCCAGGGGCCGCUCCACUUGGUAUUGCGUGAGAUCCUGAUGCCUAUGCUUAAGCAAUUAAGUAGCCUACUGUCUACAGGAGAUCGCAAACCAUUUUACCAAGGUGUCCGCCGGUUUUCAUAUAUGGUAUUGACCAUGUUCACUGGUGGGUAUGGCCAGGAGCUUUACGAGGAUAUUGACUCUGAUGACGUGAUACUGCUUGUAUCAUUCCUUAGGCAGCACUUAUCGCUUUUACUGAACACUGAUAUAGAUCGCCUGUUUACUGGAGGCGCCUUGCCAGUGCGUACCAUAUUUACCUGGGCCCGUAGUGUAGUAUAUACCGUAAACCUAUUGCAAGCACUACGACCUAAGGUGGCUGAAUCAUUUCAAGACGACUUGAUAUAUGACUUCCAAGACCUGCUGCAACGAAGGUAUGGCACCACUGCCAAGCUCUUCCAGAGGACUUUUAAGACUGCAUCUCCUGUGGAAUCGGGGCAGGAACUUAGCAACCCUGCUGUUGUGGUUAACAACAGCAGCGUUACACUCAUGGCUAUACUCAUCUCCGAGCUGUGCAAUAUCGAGCGCGUUGAACCUUGUGUUGCAUUGCCUAAUGGCACUCCGGGGACUUAUAGCAAUGGUGACUCUCAGUCAGCUUUAUUCGCUGAUACCCACUACUUCACAUCACCACUGUUCCUUAGUUCCGGGAAGGCCGUGCAUACGUUAUUGCCGUACCUCGCCUCGCAGCUGCUGGAUAACUCCCUGAGGCAGCUGGAGUACAUAGUGAGUAGUGUCGCAUCACUAUUGCACCACGUGUCCCUGUGGCAGAGUUACAGCUACAUGAUACUGGGUUACUGCGACUUUGGAUACAAUGGCCAUUUCCCGAAACACGUGCUCGGGGACCAUGAUGAAGGCAGUUACGACAGCAGCGCAUUCCUGGAGCUGCUGGAUUCAAAUGAGUCUAGCAGGUUGCACGAUAUGGACAUCACUGGAUCCAGCACUUUGUUGAGGGCAUUGCGGCUACUGGAAGAACUGGUAACUUGGCUGCUCCAGGAAGUGGUCUCCGGUAACGAAGGGAGCCACAUGAUGGGAUUCCUCCAAUUAGUCUCGCGCACAAUGUUUGUCUGGCACAUACAUUACUACCGGACCUAUAUAAGAGCCAUGGGCGCUCAGGCGCACGAUUGUGACUACUACGCCACCUUCCUGAAGAUGAGCGCCGUCACGCUCAAUAGGUACAGGCGCCAAAUGCCACCCGAGGUUGCCGACAUCCUGUUAUCCAUUAUUUGCAUUGCACUAAGGGUAAUGGCCCGCUCCAGGGAGCGCCACCGGCUGGCACAUAUAGUCAUUUACUCAUUCCUCCGCCCGUUCAGCUACCUCGUGGGAACCGGUACAAUACCCACUGAAGAAGACGCUCCCUGUACCGCUAUACCGCUGUCCAAAGACGCAGUGCUGCGUAUUGACACUUAUGCCUACAACUGCCUGAGGUCAAUUAUCCUGGAGUACACCCAGUGUACCAACAGGCCCUAUGAGUUAAUGAAAUGCAUAUACUCCCAGCUGCAGCUGCGCGGGUACAAAGUGGAGUCGAUAACUGAAAUUGGAAGUGACGCCAUGUUAAACCUGCUCAAACGAUUCGGGGAGUACGACCGGCGGCGUAAGGUAAAUCUAUACACUGACGAAGAUUGCGCUUCACAAGACGGCCAGCAGAGGAGUAGUACUAGCUAUGCGUUCACUAAGUGUUUCCCAGUUGAGCUCGCUGAUCACACUUCCGUGGUUCUAGUAUGCCUGGCAACUGAUAUCGCCAUGCGAUGCCUGCUGCGCCAUGAAACUAUGGAGAAUGCCGAUAUUGCACUGUCGUUUGUAUUUGUCAACUCAAUGGUACUCCUACUCCUAAACGCCCAGAAUGGGAUGAUAAAGGACUACAGAAGCGUUAUCCUGCUCCUGGAUACCUACUGCAGGAUCCAGAUGAUAGAUAUAUCCGGUAGCAUGAAGAUGGCUGUUAGGGCGCCCCUGAUAUCGGCAGUGCACCUUGGCGACUCCGUAGUGGAGGUGAUGCUGUACUCCGUCAUCGCCAUGCAGAAGUGCAGCAACUCCGAUAAACUCUCCAGGAAAUACUCAGUACUACUCAUGAGGUCACUGAGGUCAAUGAUUGCAUCGCCCCUUAAGGAUGCGGUAUAUGUAAUAAAGACGCUGAAAUUCCUCCUGGAGUAUAACCGGUGCCGUGUGGAUGAUGAUGCAUCUAGCCACUUGCGCUCCAUGUCGCAACAGAGCAACGAUCCUUGCUGUAUGAACACGGAAUGUACCGGGUCAACUGAUAAAGGGGGUGAUACAGAUCUAUUGCCCUGUAAAUACAGCGAUACUACAAUAACGCCGUCGCCUCCAGCGGUGAUAGACAAGCUUAUUAUACACGCACUAUGCCGUUACCUGGCAAGUGUAGCUGUUAAUUACAAUAGGCUCCGGAAAAGCAGCAACGUGGAGUCGAUGAUACUCGUAUUCGAUGAUAUAUUCAAGGCAGUACAGGAGUUCAUCAAGUUUGCCCACGUGAAUGCACAGAUGAACCUGAUAGAGGUGAUACCACACCUGCUGCAUCUGUGGGACCUGGUGUCAGAACAAACCGCUACCAGUGAGCACCUGAUAGCGCUGUGCAUGGCCUCGGAGUCCCUAAACCGCCGUUUUCACGCAGUGGCGCACGGUGUGCCUCUAUUAUCGGAACUCACGCGGGCGCUGUCACUAGGUUCAUACCACAUGAAUGUGGAUACCCACGACCCCGGGUUAGCUAAGAGCGACCAGUCAAUGGAGUCCGUGAUGACCUCAGUCAGUAGAUCCAACUCCGGAAUUCAUACCGUGUCUAACGCAGUGCUACACAGAGGUAACUUCUCAACGAGCCACAGCGGUGCCACCACUCCAGGGCGCUCGACAGUAUCACAUGGACGAUACGUAACACUCUACUCAUCCUCGGCACCGGCGUACUGCUACCACUGUCUACAGAAGUUCGCACCCACAGCUGUGCGUGGGACCUACUACUUGACGUGUAACCGUUGUUUAAUGCCAAAUCCCAUAUACUGCCAGGGGCAGAUAGACCUCCAGAACAGCAGUAUCCAGGUCUUUAUCUCCACUGACGUGCCUUUACUGGCACGUCGCACUAUAGGUACCGGGUUGUUUUCGUUAAGGCCUGGUACUACCUCGUUAUUCGAAGGCAUUGCUCUGGAGUGGCCGUACAUAUUAUCGCUACUCGAGAGGUAUAUCGACUACUUGUACAAUGCCAACGACGACCAGAUAGAGUACUACAUGGAGCGAUUAUCGAAUAUAUGGUCCCAGCUAAUCUACUCAAUGAGGACCUGCAACAACACCCUGGUACAAAUAGCAAGGAAGCUUUCGACCCCGGGGCCUACAUGCCUCCUGUCAAUGAUGAACAAGCAGUAUCUGCACACGCUGUUCACUGGUAAAUUCAAUAAUGAGUUCCUACCGCUUUUUGAGUACCGGCAAAGUGACAACAUGGCCAUCAUGGCAGAUGCGUCCGUGGAGCCCGGGUACAUGCAAAGCCUCUACUUCUACGACUGCCUGUCGCUACUGUUCUGCUGCCAACUGCCAAAGAGCGCUUUGCCAGUUACCGAGGAGCACCACCCAUUGGAUCGUAGCGGCUUCAGUGAUAUCCCCAAGGAGGAUCACGAGGUAUCACGCAAGAUACUAGGGCCGCACGCCAUUGCAAUAGCGGCCAACAUGAGCACCUCGACCAUUACCGAGGUUAUCACCACCCUGCUGCAGAACGUAAUAGACAGCGAGCUGAUAUCAUCAAAGUACUUACUACCGGAUCUAAGUAGUGUCCACCAAGAUAGUAUGACUUUGUCGGAUAUAAGGACCAGUGACAGAUAUAGGUUCUCCAACGCCUGGGUAAAGCUCACACAGAUCUGCAAUGUAGUAUCUAUCCCUAUAAACCGAUUGGCUAUAUCAGGGCUAUCCAUGGCGCCAGUGCGCCUGUGUAUGACCGCCAUGUCCAAGAUGACGCCGCUCCAGGUCAUGGCCAAGGCGAUGUUCGAGCUCAUACUGACACCAACGGCCUUCGACAGGCUUGAGCUACUCCAUGAAGGUACUAUCAAGUCAGUGCUGUGCACUGACGCCACCUUGCAGCACAGCUUGGACGAUUGCGACUAUCGUUUGUUCCAGCUUAUGCAGGCUAUAAACGAUGGGACUGACCCGCUGGAGUUCCAAGAGCAGCUUUUGAAGCUCGAUAAGUACAGGUUCUAUGCGCUGGUGCGGCUGCUGUGGUACGCCACCAAUCCACACGUCAUCAUCCGUAUGAUGGACGUGGCUAAAAACCAGGAGUCGCUGUUGCAAAUCCAGACUGAUUACGUAUCCAAGCCCUUCUCGGCCUACCUAGAACUUGUCAAAGCUAACCGGCAACUGGAUCCCGUUAACCAACAGGUUGGCAUAAGCCAGCAGGACUCUAACCCGAGCCAGGCUCCGUCGAACGCUAGCUGUGCACAGACAAAUACAACUCAACCCAAAGUGGUGGACAGUGGCAGUAAUUACGUGGCUUCCGAGUUUGAGCAUGGUACAUUACCAACCAUGGACUCUAUAGCUCUAUCAUCAGAUGUAAUGGAACCAACCAACUCGCCAGAGGCGCUAAGCGAGAGUAGCAAAGACAGCUUAAGCGAGUCUGCUAUAGACCUACCGGCACUAGUUGAAUACCUCCAGGAGAAUUUCGUACGCAUACUGGAGUACUUCGUGGCAGUAUGGUUAAACCGAGCGCAGCAAACGCUCAACUUUGCCCUAAAAAAUAAACGUGUGUUCUAUCCAGAAAUAUAUGGAUACCACGACAAAGAUCGCAUGUCAUACGUACAUAUAGCAAGGACCUAUAACUGCAUAGCCAUUUUGAUCUGCCUGUAUCAGGGUGAUAUAGACGUAUUCUGUGACCGCUUGAUCGAGGUGCUGACACUGCAGCAGGUUAACGAGCAUAUAGGGUCAGUGCUACUGACAUGCUGGAGAGUGUUCUCCCGUAAAAUAUCAGCGGAGAUCCUAGGGCUCUGUGCGCCCGGUAUUGCAUACAACGUGGCACUUAUAGAGGCGCUAGGUAUAGACCCACAGAAGAGCCGUGGCCUUAUAGAGGAAAUAAAGUCAAGACUCAAUGACAUGAGUGAUGGAGCGCGGCUGUGCUCAUAUGUCGAUUGUGUAGUUUCAGUGGUCAGGUCACCCUUAGACGUAAAGGGUAUAGAGAUCAAGCUGGCAAUGCUGGCUGCAUUGCUCCACAGAGGUGAUAGAGUAAAGGUGCCAUACAUCACCAGGGAAGCUGCUGCCAUCACUGCCAACCACCUGCUAGAGCUGAACCCAUUCGUAUCAAACAUGGAGCACUGCAGGCAGCCGGCAUCCAGCUUGGCGGAGGCGGCUCUGUGCACGAUUGCCGAGUACUCAGAUGACUUCUCCAAGACACCCACCACCCUGGCCACGGAGUGCUGCUCAAUCCUGGGCUACGUGCCAUGUGACCUCGGGAGAUUCCAGGUACCUCGCAAGACCGUUAGUGCAUACGUACAGUGCGCACAAGCGGACCCCCGGGAACUGGGUGACGUAGUGCUGCGUGACUACCUUAUACCAAACAUGCACCUGCAGGUUGCCUUGUACUGCAUACAGGAAAUCCUGAAGUUAAUGGGACUCUACAAGGGUGGUAUCAGGUCAACAAAGGAUUUGGACCAGAUGGCACGCAGGUGGAACAAAUCGUUUGAUAAGGUAAUCCGAAGAGCUAUUGAACCCUAUCGUGCAACCAGUUUCCUGAGGAACAGGUCAAUAGAGAAUUUAAUUGAAACUUGCCUGGAUGUAAAUACAGUACUGGAUAUUAAAUCGUUUGUAUGGUGGCUACUGAAAAUGCUACCUGAUACUUGCCCUGCGCUCCCGCUAUUCAGGGCAUGUGAUUUGGCAAUGGUCAAGAUACCUUCAGUCUUGACGUUCCUCCUGCCAUAUAUAGUGGAGUCAUGCGUGCACUUCCUAGAUGAUGAAAACUGCCUGGUCAUCGGGAAGCGAGUAGCCUCUUUGUUGUGUAACAUCCUGAAACGGGACAGUACCACUUUUGGUAUCAAGUGGGAGCCACCCUAUGAAGUAGUUUGCAAACAUGUACGUAAACUGGAUAUUACAGACCAGUAUACGUCGUGCCAGGCUAUAUUCAAUCUGUUGGACGGUAUAAAGGUGCUGGCAGAUAGAUACCGAAAGGAGCUCAUUAAACUAAGGAAUGAAUCCACGGAUAAUGGCUCUCCCAAGAAGAGGAAGACUGAGUCGGGUACCGAGAAGGUAUCUAACAAGCAUAUAGAGAGGCAACUGGUAGUCAAGAUGAAAAGGCUAGACUCCAUUUUGUUUGCAGUGCCCGAGCUAUUAGUGGCACACGCUGCUAUAUCGUGUGGUUCAUACGCCAGAGGCGUCAUGAUAAUCGAGAAGAAGCUUGCACUGGAGCCGAGGAUAUACAAUUUCAACGACCCAUACAGGUCACUGAGUAACCGCGAGUUAAAAAAGAACGUAGUGGACAAUGGUGGACUGGAUCCACAGACAAUUAUAUCACUGCUAUGCCGUGGUUACCUAGGUCUAGGGGACUACGAUUCGUUGGUGUGUAUCUCAACGAUAGUGCUCAACGAUAACUUCCAGAGAUCGCGCAAAAGCGCUAGCAUCGUGGAUGUAUGUAACAGUAACGUUGAGAACAGCUUCAAUGCACCAGCCAGUGCCCGUAAUCUAGCUGUGUACAAGAACCAGCAGGAUGUAUGCAGAGCGUUUUCAUACGAGUGCCGUGGUAAGUAUAGGGAGGCCUGCGAUGUCUAUAACCGACUGUUGAAGACAUCGCAGGAUCCCAGGCUAUGGGCUAGCUGGUACCGCAUUAUACAGAUGACGGGGCCCACGGUAUUCAUCAAGCUGCCAACACCGGAUCUUGAAAGCUCAGCAGAGUCACUCAUCGCGGAAUCCAUCACUGCAUGCUGGAAGCUUGCGUUAUGGGAUGAGCUGGAUGCAAUAAUGGCCAAGAAGACGUCAACGGAAUGCUCACUGCUGGAGAUACCCUACGAAGAGAUUAAAGGUAGCGAUAUAUUCCUAGUUGAACGACAAAGUACACCACAGGAUUCCAAUUCAUCAGGGUCACUAUCGCAAUUAACCCAGUGCACAGUGGAUGAAAAUGAAUCGGGUGUGUUCUGGGAGUCACUCAUGAUGAGGGAUCCCAUAGAUGUAUGGUUCAUGGAGCAGACGGCUAGUGCCAUCUGCCACCUACAGAAGCAUGAUUACGUAUCAACUGAUGAAACUAUCAAGCAGGGCUUCAAGCACCUCAUAAGGCCCUUGGGGCUAGCCAUAAGGGAGUCUACAGUAGUGGCCAUGAAGUACCUAGACAAAAUAGCAACGCUAAAUGCAUUGCGAUUGUGCAGCAGGUUUAACAGUGGCAAGUACGAUUACCAGGAGCGUGGGUUCGCCAACGAAUUGACUUACUGGGUACAAGGCAGCGCCAAAGACAGCCUAAAGUCGUCCCUGGAUAUCUUGGGAACCGCUAAAGUGGCACUUGAAUUGGGUGGCAAGUCGGAUGCCGCCAUUGAGUUGCUGUUGUCACUUAAUCGGUUAUGCCGGUUGCAUAAAGUGGAUGUACAUAUACCAGGCAGCAUAUCGCUAGCGGAUGAGGCGUUCAGCGGAAGAAGUGACGUUAUAUUGGAGCAUGCCCUGACGUUGCAACACCAGGGGCAGAUUGAUGAGGCCAUAGGGGCAUUGAAGGCACUGGCACGUAACGACUUCGAGGGGUUCUAUAACCUAGUGAAGAUGUACACAGCAAGUAACAUGCUAAUCCCGAAGCGUGCAAUAUUCCACAUGAGGGAGAUAUUGAAAGCAGCACCGCAGAGUUUCAAGGCCAAUAUGUUGUACGCGGAUUACCUGGACAAGUUACUGGACCACCGGCUGCGGAACGCCAGGAACUUGAAGGUGGUACUCAAUGAUUCCGCCAUAUGCUCACGAAGGGGGCCACUGAGUGGUUCAGUGGAGCAUACAUAUAAAAUAACUGGAGUCGACGGUGUGUCCGGGAUAUUCACUUUUGUCCAGUUGGUGCCAGCAACGAUCAACGCCUACCUCCAGGCGUUGACGUUCAUGGUGCCUACCAUGGACAAGGGCGCUGCACUCUCAGGGAAUGACGAUAGAAUAUCGAGCUACUGCGAUAUGAAGCUGCAUAACGACAGUGGCGCCAGCGGUAGGGAGAGCCAUAACACUAGCCACGGCAACUCAACUGAACCCUGGGUUAACAUGGAUAUUGUGGAUAUACUCACCAAAGUAAUAGCGAUACUGUGCUUCUACUGCACGCCGAAUACCAACCAGUGUAUGGGUAAUGUGACAUUUGAGAAUGAAGCGUGCCAGAUUUUCGCCAAUGCCAUCAUGGACUCAUUCAUGCGCCACAACGACCCCUUGCCGCAGUACUACUGGUACUCCGUUAUAUCGCAGUUAAUGAGUCGGUGCAACCAUAAGUUACUGGGACAGCCGUUGUUCCAGACACUAGUGGCCAGACUUGUUGCUAGGUACCCCAAGCAGGCGCUGUGGUCAACGCUCUACUUCGCCCAUUCAGUGAAUUCACAUAUGAGGCAGAUACAUAUAAGCAUCGAGAAGAAAGCACGAGAGAUAUCGCCACCGUCAGCCACUAUAGUGGAGCACUAUCGGUCCAUAUUCACGGAGCUUAUACACGUAGCAAUGGAUACCAGCGUGUCCAUAAACGAGAAGUCGGCCUUGAGGUUCCAGGGGUUGUGGCGACUAAUUAAUAGUAACGACUGCAAGAAGUACGUCAUCAUACCCACUAAUCGGAACCUAAGCUUCGAGUUCAUAGUGCAUUACGACCAGAUGGUAGAAAAAUCACGUAUAUGCGGCCUGGACGAACAGAUGAGAAUAUUAAAUUCAAAGCAGAAGCCUAAACGAGUUGGGUUCAUAGCGGCUAGUGGUGACUUGCUUAACUUUCUGAUAAAGAAUGAAGUAAAAGGCGAUUUGCGCAAAGAUAAACGUAUGAUGGAAGUGACACAGUAUAUAGCGAAGUUAUUAAGGAACCAGCAUACAGGGAUGCCGCUGCAGUGCUAUAGUGUGGUACCACUAAGCGAAGUCGCCGGGAUAAUUGAAUGGGUGCCUAAUAUGGCAACCAUGCGAUCAGUGGUUACAGAAGAGCUGCGCAGGGUCUCGGAGUCCAUUGACCGUGAGUGCAGAGCAGAUAUCUCAAACUACGCCACUAGCGUAACGGAUAAGAACUACGUAGAGAGCUUGAACCUGUUCCGGAAACUGUGUGAUAGAAGACCGCCGGUAUUACAUCGAGCUUAUUAUAAAGUGUUCAAGAGAGACCCUACGGCAUGGUUCACCGCAAGAAAGGAGUUUAUACAUACAUGCGCCGUAUGGAGCAUACUGGGAUAUAUAGUAGGCCUAGGUGACCGGCACGCAGAGAAUAUCUUGCUUAACCUAUUGACCGGACAGAUCAUGCACGUUGACUUCGAUUGUCUGUUUGGCAAGGGGUUACAACUAGCUGUACCCGAGCUCGUGCCCUUCAGGAUGACACAGAAUGUCGUAUGUAACCUCGGAGUAUGCGGUACCGCCAACGACGGGCCGUUCUACUCACAAGCACUCAAGUUCCUCCAAACGCUACACCUAGAAAGGCAUAAAAUUACUGCCAUAUUGAUGAAUUUUGUAUUCGAUCCGCUUAUAGAAUGGCAUAGAGGUGAGCAAGUACACAAUGCAGCUGGACAUUCCCAAAAGGUAAUACAGUGCAUAGAAAAUAAAUUAAGAGGAGCAUUGAACGUGGUAAUGCCGUCAGUAGAAAUUAACUCUAGCCAUUCAAAGUCAAGAGAUGAAGAGGACCUGAGCGAUGCUCAGGCACUGCAGAACUUCGAAAGUGUAGCGGAGUUCAUGGAACCACGUGAACAGUUGCAGAAACUGAUCCAAGUAGCAACGUCACACGCUCACUUGUCGAAGAUGUUUGUAGGAUGGGCUCCAUGGUUGUAGCCCCUUACAGUUUGUUGCGAUUAU